CGCCCCGCGGGCUCAUUUACAUGUGGCCGCGGCCCCGCCUGGGGCGGCUAAAGCGACGUGUCCUUGUCCCCCGUGGACAGCCCUGGUGCGCGCGGUCGCUGAUCCCCAGCUCCAAGGGCCCCCCUCAGAGCCACCACCCCCUGGGACAACCAGUCUGGAGCCAUGAAGACCAAGAACCGGCCCCCCAGGCGCCGGGUGCCUCCGCAGAACACAGAGGCCACCCCAGGGGAGCAGACCCCCGACAGGCCCCAGCCGGGCUCCGGGGCCCCGCUGGCCAAGGGUCUGCGGAGCCGGACCGCGCGGGCGCAGGGGGUGCGGGCGGAGGGCGGGCGCCGGCGGCCGGGGCUCUCGGGCCAGGCUGGCCGGCGGGAGAGCAGCGUCCAGCGGCGGCUGGAGAGCAACGAGCGCGAGCGGCAGCGCAUGCACACGCUCAACAACGCCUUCCAGGCGCUGCGCGAGGUCAUCCCGCACGUGCGCGCCGACAAGAAACUCUCCAAGAUCGAGACCCUCACGCUGGCCAAGAACUACAUCAAGUCGCUGACGGCCACCAUCCUGACCAUGUCCAGCGGUCGCCUCCCGGGCCUGGAGGGACCUGGCCCUAAGCUCUACCAGCACUACCAGCAGCAGCAGGCGGCCGGGGGCGCCCUGGGGGCCCCGGAGGCCCAGCCCGAGGGCCACCUGCACAAGUACUCCACACAGAUCCACAGCUUCCGGGAGGGCUCCUAGCACCCGCCCUGGGCCCGCCACGAGCCCCAGGCUGGUGGCGACAUUCCCACGUGGACGUGGCCCCCGCGGCUUCAUCUUCCCUGAACACUCCGCUGCCUUUCUGGAUGGAGCACGUGGGUCCCCGGACCUGUUUUUCCAUUGACUAGACAGGAGUUGACAGGCCUUUGUAGGUAGAGUCUCGUCUCUGCUGGCUCCCUCCUGAAGCAAGGGAGGUCCCCGGGAGGCGUCCUGGGUAAGUUUCCCCAGCCACUCCUGAAGUGCAGGCCCAGGAAGGGACCGCCUCCAACCUGCAUCAGAGCCUCCUCAUUCGGGGUAAACUGAGGCACACAGCAAGUAAAGCUCAGGGCCACUUGGGGAGUGUGGCUGAGCCAAGAUGGUUGAAGUGAGUUCAGCAUCUGUGUUAGACAGAAUCCCUCAUCAGACGACCUCAAAGGAACUGGAAAGGGACCUUCAGAGGGGACGUCCCGAGGGGCUGGAUCUUUUCCUGCCUCCUCUUGUGCUGGGGGCUCCUGACUGCGGAGGGGCUGAGCGGGUCAGAGGGUCUGUGGCCUGGUGCUGAGGGGCAGGGGCAGGACGGGAGAGAGGCCACUGGGCUCUGCUCCGCUGGGAGGCUGGGCCUCUCAGCCCUGGCCCGUUGGGGAGGUUGUGUCCCCACGCCUUCUCGGGUCCCACCCAGGUUUGCCGCUCGUUGUCAUAGUCGUGCUGAUUGUGUGAUCUGUUAGGACUUUAGGAUGUUGGGUCCUGGUUGGGGUUGGGGGCUCUGUGGGGCGCCCUUGGGAGAGCCUGGGUGGCAUGAGCUCCCUCCCCCACCGGUGCUGCUCUGCAAAGACAGGACUGGCAUCUUGGCAGGUCUCCGCAGCCCUGGGCCAAGCUUCCUUCUGUGUUCCUGCCCCGCUGGCUUCAGCAGGCUUGGCGACUUUGUCCUCCAGCCCACAGCCAACAUGGGGAGGGGGCAGGGCCCUUGGCAGCCUCAGGCCGGAACCACAGUGACAGGGGCUGGGGUGAGGGUAGAGUUGCCCUGGCACGUGGGGCCCAGUCCCCUGCCAGCCCUCCUGGGCAUUGCAGAUGGGGGAUGGCUGGCCGGGGAGUGAGCUGUACAGCCCAGGACUUGUUCCUGAUGCGUGCCCUCACUGUCAAGCCCCGUAGUCCAGGCCCAGCCAUUUCAUGCGUCCCUGGGCUGUGUGUCAGCCCUGGCAGCACCAAGGACAGAGGGUGGCACCCCUUGGAACAGCCAGUGGCCACUUAUCUGGUCAGACACUGGCCCGGCCCUCCCUAGGCCCCAGUGCAGGCCCCUCUGGAAGGUGGCCCUGGGAGCCUUCAGCGCCGGUCAGGUGAGGGCCCAGGUGUGCCUGGACUGCCGUCAGGCGUGGCUGCUGGGAAAGGUGAGUGGCGGUCAGGACAACCCGCCAAUGGGACCUGAGGUGGAGAGCAACUCCGAGCUCGGGACCGAUGGGGUCCGUGCGACCCCGCUGACGGCUGCUGGCUGACACAACAGGUGAGGCCCGCACACCUGGUGUCUUGUCCUGGCUGAGCCAAGGCCAGAGCAGGGCUCCGUCCGCCCCUGAGCUUGCUGAGCGAACGGAUAAACAGCCAGCAGCACAGGGAGGGCCCAGCAGUGCCCUCUGUCCGGGAGAGCCUGCGGGUGCGGGAGGGCCUGCGCCACCGCCUUGUAGGACAGCCGUGGGGGCUCUUGCUCUCGGUCCCAGACAUGCACCUGCACCUCCUCUGUUCCCCAGAGGGUGACCCGGGCCCACAUGCCAGUCCUUCACCAGAGGCCGGAGGGCACUUGCACGCCCUGUGGCCACAUCACGAAGGGUUUCUAAAGGUUUCAGUUCCGCUUUGGGGGUGUUAACUACGGGGGCGCGAGGGACCAGCUCUGGUCAGAGACCUGCUGCUGAGUCUGCUCCCUCGACCCUCACUGUGGACCCGAAGCCCAGCGGGACCCACCUGUCCUUGGAGGAGCCCUGGCGCCUGGCCCACUCCUGGCCGUGGACCUGCCUGCAGACCAGACAGCCCCGAGGCGAAAGCCAUAGGCGGAGCAACCAGAACGUCCACUUCUCUGCCUGGGAAAACCCCUGGACGGAACGGCCCGGGUGGUAAUUGUGGUGAAAACGUUUCUUAAAUGACCCAAAUUUGGUUUUUAUUUUCCCUAAUGGCCCCUUCAAAGUACUCAUGAAAUUGAUGUUGUGUCACAAAACGAAAAUAAACGAUUUCACAGCAGUUUGCAUUCCAGCACGGGGA
This is a messenger RNA of Myotis myotis, 2967 nucleotides long. It is a transcript of the gene BHLHA15, whose product is annotated as basic helix-loop-helix family member a15. The record is from RefSeq and is a predicted model, not a curated record. The transcript is spliced from 2 exons. NCBI's taxonomy places the organism in Eukaryota, Metazoa, Chordata, Mammalia, Chiroptera, Vespertilionidae. Gene Ontology annotation, molecular function: protein dimerization activity. The coding region runs from base 163 to 726 and encodes 187 amino acids.